AUGGCUCCGCCAGCGCCCCUCCACCCUCCCUCCCCCUCGGGAUCGACCGAACGAUUGGCCGAAGAGCUAGCACCAACAAUCGACCAGCUGAAGAACCUCGGCGCGGGCGCCGCGAUUACUCUUCCCCAGGCCCUUUCCACCACGGAGCCCCUUCUCCGCCUUCGCCAUACCUUCAUCGACGAUGCACUUCCUCGCGCUGCCAAAGAUGCAUUCCGUCAUCUCCAAGGCUUCCAAACAUUGUUGGCGUUUGCAAACCAAAUCGCCGAGCUCUACCACCCCGAAAACCUGUCCAAAGAGGAAAGCAAGGGACUUCUGAGCAUAUUCAAGGAUGUCCUUGGUGUUGUGGCAGAGGGCUUGAAGGACCACUUUGGCAACAAGCGGUAUUUUGCCCGCAAGAUAGCUGGAGGAGGCAUUGCUGCGCUGGAGCAGAUCUUGACCUCGCUGGUCAAGAAGAUAGACACGACUGAAGGUGAUGCACAUCAUCUCUACGGCGCCAUUCUGGCCGCAGCCCUAUGCCAGGAGACAGUGUCUGGCAUCUUUGUGACACUGGACACAAAAUUAUCCUCCGCCACCCCCGCAGCAUCGCCACAGGACAUACAAGAUGCUGUCGAUCGCUGCAUAGGCUCCGCCGAAACCGUGGAAGUGCCGGAACUACUUGGCCCGUUUCUUCGUGUGUGGCUGAUCCAUUCCUCAUUUUCGUCGGGAUAUGACAUCCUGCGUCUUGCUCUACCGGCUUGCCUAUGCCAGCUGGCUUCACAGUCUAGGCGGAAUGUCGUAGCAUUGCAUGCGACCAAUAUGCUCAGCGCAAUCCUCCCGCUCUUGUUUGAUGGCGUGCGAUCCGACAACGAAAAGACAAUCUAUCAAAACCUCGCUCAAUCUCUCAGCGUGCAGGGUAUGAGUAGCUUGGAAGAUGCAGUUGCCUUGUAUCGUGGGGCUCACGACAACCCCCAAGUCCUGAAAGUCCUGCUGUCUGCUCUCAAGUCCUCCAAGGAGCCCCCAUCAAUACAAUUCGACAUGUCCAGACAUGGCUUCUGCUCCGCCGAGUUUGCGACCCUUGGCAGGCCAUUCCCCCCAACUAUGUCUUCGGGCUACACCCUGGCGGCGUGGGCUCGUUUCGAUGAGUUCGACCCCAACACGCAUACUACGAUUUUUGGUGCAUUUGAUGCGAGUCAGACAUGUUUUAUUCUUGCAUACCUGGAGAGGGACACUCGACACUUUAUUCUCCAGACCUCCAUCCGAGGCGCCCGGCCCAGUGUCCGAUUCAAGGCUGCGAAGUUCGAACCGAAUCGUUGGUAUCACAUUUGUAUUGUUCACAAGAGGCCGAAGCCAAUGUCUUCGUCUCGGGCGUCCUUAUUUAUAGACGGAGAGUUUGUCGAGCAGCUUAAGAUUGAGUACCCCUCAGUGCCCACUAGUCUUCAUCCAAGCAAGCCUCCCCGGAUCCAGGCAUUCUUCGGCACGCCCCAGGACCUGGCUAUGCGUCUCGGGAAGGGGGUCUCCACUUCUCGAUGGUCUCUCGUCAAUGGAAUGCUCUUCGACGAAGCCUACAGCGAUGAUAUGGUAGCCGUAUUUUACAACCUUGGGCCGAGGUAUUAUGGAAACUUCCAAGAUUGCCUCGGCUCUUUCCAGACAUACAAGGCAUCUGCAACCCUCAAUCUGCGGAAUGAACAUCUUCAUCCAGGAAAAGAGGAGUCCUCUGAUAUCAUCACUGCCAUCCGAAGACGAGCAAGCACUUUGGUUCGCGAGAGCUCGAUUCUGAUCAAUAUUUCGCCUGUUGCUGUGCUUGAUGACGAUGACAGUAAUAAUGUCGACGAAUCGCAGCUGAUCAAAGGUCUUUCACGACAGGCGGCUAAGAGCUUACACCAGCUCACAAAGGCUGGUGGAAAUGCCGUGGCAGUGAAUGGCGGCACUCCAGCCAUUAACGAGGGUCUCACUCAGCCUCAGGGAGUUGGUAUCUUGACAGGUGAUCCUGUCGUGGCCGUCCCACGGGCAAUGGACGACGCCAGUUGGUGCAUCGGGGGAUGUGCCGCGGUGCACCUGAGCCUAGUCAAGGCAGCGAGCACAGUGGAAAGCACCCGAAUGGCCGUUUCUGCUCUCUACGAAGCCGUGCAGGAUAAUUGGAGAAACAGCGAGGCGAUGGAGCGAGAAAACGGAUAUGGCAUUCUUGCGGCCUUAUUGAGAGAGAAACUUGGAUUCCAUGUCGGGAACUCCCAUGCAGUGAACAAGAUCGCCGCGGUCAGCUCGGAUUCCCAAGAUUUGGCUAUCUUGACCCUCGAUCUACUGCAUUUGACCCUGGCGUUUGUUGGCUACGAUUUCGCGCGCCCCAAUCGAUCCAUCAUCACAAAUCCACUUGCGUACCGUGUUCUCCUAGUUGACAUGGAUGUUUGGCGACUCGGUGAUGCACCCACCCUCGAGCUGUAUUACUCACAGUUCCGUACCUUCUCUUCCGACAGCAACUUCCGCCGUUUCAACGCCAGGCGGCUGGGCCGAAUGCGCGUCAACAAAAAAUUGCUGGAGACGAUGAAGAGUGGCGAGCUGACCGAGGAGUCUAUGCGGCCUUGUCUCUCGGCGUUUCGAUCGUUGAUGGAGAGCAACCCAUCUCCUGAUUUACUACGGUCUCUGUCAUUAUCAAUCACAUAUGUUCUCCACAAACCCAAAGCGCCGACCAGUCUGAAGAAAAAGAAGAGCCUUCGAUACUUGGAACCAUCGUCACGCCCCUCGUCGGCGAAGGCGGAUAUCAAGUACAUUCCUGGUGUCACUCUCGGUACUGAAAUGCUGCGGCUAUACUGUGCUGUGCUGUGCAAUCCACACGACCCUACUCCCCUGAGGAAAUUUGCCAAAGCUGUGACAAGCAAGUGGCUUCUUUACCUGAUGUCCGAGGAUGAGCCUGAAAUCGGGCUGCUUGCAACGAAAAUAUUGGCUCGCUUGGUCGUCAUUCAUGGCAGUGCAUACAGCAAGAAAUUCGCCGAGAAGAGUGGUGGAUACAUCAUCUUAGAGCAUCAUCUGAAGCGAUGGUGGAAUGUGCCAGCUUUGUGGCCCAUCUGUUUCUCUAUUCUUUUUGGGGUCGACCAUGCAUCACUAGACCUCAGCAAGCCGCUUGAUUUGGCCGGGAUGCUCAAAAUCUUCUUGGAACGAGGCGAGGCCAAGGUUGUAUUCCCUGACAUGCUACCGGUGAUCACAAAUAUGUUGAAGAGUGGCACGCGCAACGUAAUGAUGGCAACGGAGACGGAUGAUAACAGCCAGGACUUGCUACCAGAGCAGGCUUCUCAUUGCGAAAAGCCUCGCAUGGAUUCUUUAAAACUUUCAGGUAUGCUUGAUUCGCCUCCAGGCAUUACUUCUCUAACAUUGACAGAUGCGUCGGAUCGUAAUGUCUCCGGGUUUGCCCUCCUCAGCUCGAUCGUCGAGUUUUUGGCGGAAGUUCGUCGACAGUCCCCAAUCUUCCAAGAGUUUACUGCACACUCUACCUAUGUGCAGGAGCUUCUUUCCGUGAUCUACCCUGUCGUUGUCGGUGCCGACACCGUCAGCCCAAAUGCGGAGCUGAACUUCCGACACAGUGGCCUUAGCUUCGAUGACAGCAACUUGGUCUUGCGCCCGCGGUUGAGCACAACUGGCACACCAGCGGCCCUACAGACCACCACAGUCGACUGUUCGGAAGCUCCGAACGAGAGUACAGGAGCUUUGCGACGGGGCUCGUCAUUCAUUCUAGUCUCUUCCGAUAAAUCCAAGCUUCAGCCAUCAUCUGCACGUAUCAAACGCUUCAUCGACCCCACUUUCACCGGGAGCAAAACUGCCACAGCUCAUCCACUUGCCAAGGCUGUGUUGGAGCUGGUUCUUGAUGUUUUCCAAGACCAAGUUCUGGGACGCAAGGAUUUUACAGGACUUGGACUUUAUCUUAAGACCCCCCCUGGCUUCUUGGAACACCAGGCAUAUUUCAACUCUUGGGUUUUUGGUUGCUUGCUUUCGGCAUUACAAGACUUACCGGUAGUCCGACCGGGCCUCCUUCAUGAGCCCCGGACAUUGACCAAUCUUGGCCGCCUGGCAAUUCAUCUUACCGAAGCUGUGUACGAGGGCUGGUUUAUUAAUGGAGGGUCCUCCACCCUGGAGUACAUAGGAACCAUCUUGGAAUAUCUGCAGCGCCCAGAUAUCUCCCAACUGAAGAGCAUCCGUCUAUGUGGCCCAGCUGUGACAACGAUCCGCUCGACGCUGUACAAAGUCGUCUUGAUCCAACUUUCAGAAGCGGAUGAUUCAUCGACAGUCCCUUUGCUCAAUCGCUUGAAUUAUUGGCAGGUGGUUGUCCUCGCAGCAGCCGAAACCCAAUCAAAGCACUUGCAUCUGCUUUGCUAUCAAUUGUACAACAAAUUGAUCAGCACAGACAAUGAGGUCCGCUCCGCUGCUGCUCGUCUAUGGAGGGUCAUACUUGUGCAGGCUCCGGACGAGAUCACUGCACUUCUCGGACACGCACCCGCAUCUCUCCAGCGUCGACUGGCAGACGGGUUUGACGCACUAUCUGGAAUGGAUGAUGAAGCGUUCUUGAUUUGGAUCAAUGACCAACGAGAAGACCUUGAUGCUUUGUUUUUCGGAUAUCUCUCUCGUUUGUGGGAAGGCUUCGUGCAAGAAGAAAACACCAGCUGUGAAGAGUCUGUCAGAAGUCGGGUUUCAAAGCGGAAAGAAAAGCUCAAGCAGUGGGCCCAGAUCGAGAAAUACGAUGAAGACAUGACUCGAAAGCACGACACAACACUACCGCACUGGAUAUCGAACAUUGCAGCAUCCGAGUUCCUGAAAUCCCAGCGGUUCUUACAAGACUUGCAGGAUAGUUCUACCUUCAUGUGGUCUGCUUUCUCUGAUCUGCUACUCGACCUGCGACGACCGGGUGGCCUAUUAUCAGAAGACAAGGAAAGAAGGUGGUGGCUUGACCUAACAGAAGGCCGCAGCCGCAUGCGCUUGCGUCUCGUUCCAGAUGAGUCGGGCGAGCGACAAGAUUACCAACCAAAGCGCAAAGCAUCGGAACCCCCUGCAAUCAAGCUAGAUACCAGGAUGCGUGCGCUCUCGGAGGGUGAGGGCUUGACAACACCUCAUCCUCUCAACACGGAAAAUGAUAAUUUAGAGCCCGUGUCAGCGAACGGUGACAGUGAUAACCGAAGCCUCAUGGAGGACAACUUCGAGUUGAUUGAUGACCCCAAGAUCGAGCUCGAAGAUUAUGAAGAUAGGAAUCGAAAGGUGAUGAGAUCCCUUCAGCGUGGUGACCAAGUUCAGAGCGUUUGCAACCUGUCUCGCAUCAUUGGCUUAGAAGCAGUUGAAGGCAUCCUGAUCCUUGGCAAAGACUGCAUCUACAUCCUUGACAACUUCUUCCAGAGGGCAGAUGGUGAAAUCGUCAACGUUUGGCAAGCCCCCAACGAGGAGCGAGACCCCUACGUGCGCAUGAUUGCUGGUCGUGAAUCCAAUGACCGCCGCUCCCAAGAACACGAAACCAGAAGCUGGAAAUGGUCUGAUGUCGUCAGUGUCUCCAAGCGCCGCUUCUUGUUCCGCGAUGUUGCACUCGAGAUAUUCUUCACAGACGGCACCAGUUACUUGUUGACCUUGAUGUCAAGCAAAGCAAGAGAUGAUCUAUGCACCCAGCUUGGCAUCAGAGCACCGCAGGUCACUGGAAGUACUGGACACUCGCGCCCUGAAGACAUCUGGCGAUUUGAGACCCUUCGCAGCCAGGACGACGCACCGCAGUCGCUUGGAUCCAAGUUUGCUAGUGUAUUUGGACAUCUUCCAUCCAAUCCAGCAACGCGGAAAUGGGUCAGGGGUGAAAUCUCGAACUUCCAUUAUCUCAUGUUGAUCAAUACCUUUGCCGGGCGUACAUUUAAUGAUCUGACUCAGUACCCAGUGUUCCCAUGGGUUCUGGCAGACUACACCAGCGAGGAGCUAGAUCUCACCAAUCAUGCAACGUUCAGGGACCUGUCUAAACCCAUGGGAUGCCAGACCAUGGAGCGAGAAGCCGGAUUCCGGGAGAGGUACAAUGCUUUCGCGGAGAUGGGCGACGAUAAUUCCCCUCCUUUCCAUUACGGGACGCAUUACUCCUCGGCCAUGAUUGUCUGUUCCUACCUCAUCCGCCUGCAGCCGUUUGUCAAAUCUUAUCUCCUUCUCCAGGGUGGCUCCUUUGACCACGCUGAUCGUCUCUUUUAUUCCAUCCGCAAGGCAUGGGAGUCUGCAUCGCGAGGAAAUAUGACGGACGUUCGAGAGCUGAUUCCUGAGUUCUUCUAUCUCCCUGAGUUCCUGACCAACUCCAACAAAUAUGACUUUGGACUUCUCCAAAACAUGACCACAGCCAUUGAUUCGGUCGAGCUGCCCCCAUGGGCCAAGGGUGACCCCAAGAUUUUCAUUGCCAAACACAGAGAGGCACUUGAGAGUCCUUACGUUUCCGAGAACCUACAUCACUGGAUUGAUUUGGUUUUCGGUAGUAAGCAGAAGGGUGAUGCGGCUAUUGAGUCUGUCAAUGUUUUCCAUCACUUGUCCUACAAAGGAGCCAAAGAUCUAGACGCUAUCGAUGACCCCAUGGAACGGCUGGCCACAAUUGGUAUCAUCCACAACUUCGGGCAAACUCCACAUCAGAUAUUCCAAAGAUCUCAUGCUGUGAGGGAACAUCAGAAGCAUCGCAUUCCACGGCUUGAUACUCUUGCCGAGUCACUGACCCAAAUGCCUUUAUCUCUGCUCAACAUCGAAGAGCGUGUGGCGACUCUAUCUAUGAAACAGGAUCGUUUGCUGUGUACUGCGGCCCUCCGACUCAAUGUCCCGCCAACGUACGAAUAUUACAUGGAAUGGGGAUUUUUCGACGGCAGUGUUCGUUUCUACACUGCUGACACUCGCAAGCUCCUGGGUCAUUUCGAACAUUUGCAUGUUGGCCAAUUGUCCUGUGCCACCUUUGCGGAUUCUCGCACUCUCGUUACUUGUGGCACUGACUGUACCAUCUCAUUGUGGACGGUUACUGCGACGUCGAAGUCGGUCGAUUUGCAACCUAUCGGCUCUCUCUUCGGUCAUCGGUCCCCUGUCACAGUGCUUGCUGUGUCCCGUUCGUUCAGUGCCUUAUUAUCUGCAUCUACUGACGGUCACAUCAUGCUGUGGGAUCUGAAUCGGCGGUCUUUUGUGCGAGCUCUUCCCACUGAAGGCGUAGUCGACUGUGCUCGCAUCAACGAUGUCUCAGGAGACAUCAUGGUCUGUCGUGGCAAUCGCCUGUGCCUCUACACCCUCAACGGGGUUGUGCUUGUGGAUCAACCGGUCUGCGAAUCUAGUGAUGAUCGCGUCUUGUCCUGUGUCUUCUACGAAGGUGUGCAGAAUGAAUGGCUCGAACGCGAGUUGGUUCUGACUGGCCAUACCCGCGGUGUUGUCAACGUCUGGAGCAAGAGCAUCCGAGGCGGUCAAUUUGAACUGGAGCUGAUCCGCCAGCUGCACCAUACGGACAGCAAUCGCGACAAUGGUGCUAAUAUCAGUGCGGGCAUUAGUUGUAUGCUGGCCCUUCCCCACGUGGUCUACACGGGGGAUGAGGCGGGUCGAGUGUACGAGUGGAACUGCAUCCAACGCCGCUGA
Penicillium olsonii is the source of this 7566-nucleotide messenger RNA. NCBI's taxonomy places the organism in Eukaryota, Fungi, Ascomycota, Eurotiomycetes, Eurotiales, Aspergillaceae. The record is from the annotation of a GenBank genome assembly.